Emiliania huxleyi CCMP1516 is the source of this 1647-nucleotide messenger RNA. RefSeq lists its product as hypothetical. The record is from RefSeq and is a predicted model, not a curated record. Gene Ontology annotation, molecular function: heme binding; metal ion binding. The coding region runs from base 1 to 1647 and encodes 548 amino acids. The transcript has a single exon. Lineage: Eukaryota; Haptophyta; Isochrysidales; Noelaerhabdaceae.
AUGCCGGUCGUCUUUGCCUCGCUGAUCACUCCGUACGCUUUCGCUGCCUCGCUGAUCACUCCUGUCGCUUUCGCUGCCUCGCUGAUCACGCCGACUCUUACCACGCCGCCUCCGCGACACUGCCAGCCAGGACGCUCCCCACCGGCUAUCCUCUCGCUCGACUCCGGCUUUCGCUUCUGCCCGGAUCCGGCGGAGCGUGCCGCUCCGCUGGCUGAGAUUGCCGAGUUUGAGGCGCUAGCACUCGCGCUUCCUCGUUUUUACCACGGGCAGGAGCCGCCGCAGCAGUACAAGAGAACGCUGCUGGCCGCCGCUGAUGCUGUCGCCACCCGUGCAGGAGGUCCAGAGCGUGUAGCGGCCACUAUGACCGAGGCGCAGCUCCAGCGAGCCUUUGUGGUGCUCUCGUUUCUCGUCCAUUACUACGUCUGGUGCGAAGACGGCGCGGCAGAGCAGGUGCUUCCGCGCACGAUUGCCACGCCGUACUGGCACGUCGCCAAGGCGCUUGGCUGCGAGCCAGUCUACACUGACGCAGUCAUCAUGUGGAAUAUGGUUGGAGCUGGCGGCGACAGCACGGCCGACCCAGACCUGAUCCAUCUCGAGUUCUCGUGGACGCAGACGGAGAGCGAGCGCUGGUUCAGCGUCAUCCAGGGAGCCGUCCUCCGGCUGCUCGAUCCGCUCAUGGGCCGGGCGCUGCUCCUGCGCGAGGAGAUCCUGCCGCAGUACACGGGCGGUGAAGGCCCAGGCACGGCGGUGGACCCGGCGCACGCGCAGGCUGCUGCCGAUUUUUGCGACGAUCUGGCGUCGCGGCUCGACGACGCACGCCUCGUGAUGGGCCGCAUGUUCGAGCGGCUCGACCCGCACGACUUCCUGGUCUUUCGGCGCUACUUUGAGGGGUGGCAGUCCUCGUCUGAGUUCUCGCGCUCGCACCUGCCCACCGGCCUCACCUUCUCGGGCGUCGAGGGCACCGCGGACGCGCUCACGUCGGUUGUGCUCGGCGGCAUCCCCGGCGCGAAUGCGGGGCAGCAGGGGAGCUGGCACGUCCUCGACGCGAUCCUCGGACUGACGCAUGAGGAGCCCUUCCUGCGAGAGCAGCGCCGCCUCAUGCCCGCCUCGCAGCGCCGCUUCGUCGAGCGCUUCACGGCCGAGCCCGCCGUCAGCCUCCGCGCCUUCUUCGACGCGCACCCCGCCCUCGACCGCGCGCCGUACACGCGCGCGGUCGCGUCGCUGCGUGCGUGGCGGCGCGAGCACAUCUCGCUCGCCGGGAUGUACCUCGUCUCGUUUGCCCGCGAGUUGGAGGGCGAUCCGGCGCGCGGGCCGGCAAGCAAGAGCCCGCUGCACGUCAAGGGCACCGGCGGCUCCGAGGCCAAGGGCGGCAAGGCAAAGGGCGGGUUUGUCAAGCUGCUGCAGUCGUACAUCCGCGAGACCGUCGACCCGCGCGCCGUCAAGGAGGCCCGGCCUUCGGGCGGCGCGAGCGAGAUGGCGUGCCCGCUCACCUCGGCGAAGCAGUACCUGCGCGGGCCAAAGUUCACAAGGCAGCAGUACGAUGAGGCGCGGCGGGCCAGGGCGCUGCCGGACAAGGAGGGCGCGCUCGUCAGGGCGUGGAGCGGCGACGGAGAUCAUGGCCCAGAGGGGGACGAGCUCGGCAUCUAG